Messenger RNA from Lithohypha guttulata, 1299 nucleotides. RefSeq lists its product as uncharacterized. Gene Ontology annotation, cellular component: nucleolus. Bases 1 to 1299 code for a protein of 432 amino acids. Lineage: Eukaryota; Fungi; Ascomycota; Eurotiomycetes; Chaetothyriales; Trichomeriaceae. Gene Ontology annotation, biological process: ribosomal large subunit assembly; rRNA processing. Gene Ontology annotation, molecular function: 5S rRNA binding. The record is from RefSeq and is a predicted model, not a curated record. The transcript has a single exon.
AUGUCGACCGUAGGAGCGCCUGCGCAACACAAGCAGACCUCACGAAAAGGCAAGAAAGCAUGGCGCAAGAACGUGGACGUCACGGACGUACAACAAGGUCUUGAAGAAUAUCGAGAAGAGGUUAGAAGCGGUGGUCCUCUCAAGGAGAAGAGUGCAGAUGAACUCUUCGCUGUCGAUACAGUUGGAUCGAAGGAGAUUACCAAGAAGUACAAUCUAGGCAAACCGCUCAAGGUUGACGAGAUCUUGGCUCAGCGCUCAGCUGUACCUGCUGUUGAUGGUCGCAAACGAGCUGGACAGGAUUUACCUAGUGGAAUCUACGAGCCUGCCAGUAAACGAAGAAAAGGCGAUUGGGUCAGCAAGAAAGACGUGCAGAGACUGAAGCAGACCAUCAACAAGGUCUCACACCUAGUAGAUGGCGAAGCUGGAGAGCAGGAUGUGUUUGACCUGUGGGAUGCUACACCUCAGCCUGUUCCUGUGGAUGACCUUGAAUAUCUUCCCAAACCUAAGCCAAAGGUCGCACCACACACAAUCAAAAGAGCACCGAUUGCACUGACCGCAGAUGGCAAGCCUGUAAAGGCAGUUCCUGGCCCGAAGGCUGGCAGUAGCUACAACCCCGAUUUCGAAGAGUGGAACGAGGCCAUAAUUAAGGAAGGAGACAAAGAGGUGGAGGCAGAAAAGGAAAGACAAAGGGCUAGAGAAGAGGAAGCUAGGAAGCAAGCUCUGAUAGAAGCCGCCGUCGAGGAUGAUCACGCAUACCGUACAGAAGACGAAAGUGCUUGGGAAGGCUUCGAAACCGAGAACGAAGACGCAGAAGCCCUGAAGAGAAAGCGUCCACAACGAAAGAACCCGGCAGAGAGAAACAAGGCCAAGAGAAGAAAGGAGGCUGAGAGGCUAGCUAAGCAUGAGAAGAAAAUGGCAGACAAGAAGAAGAUCGGUCAUGACUUGGCCAAUUUGGUAGAGGCAGGUGCGCUUGUGCCUCGAGAUGCACAAGGUGCUGUUGCUGAGGUCGAGAUUGGUGAGGCUGACGACGACGAAAGUGCCGAUGAUAGCAAGGUCAGAAGGAGAAAGUUUGGGAAUACAGUUUUGCCGGAGAAGAACCUGGAGAUUGUACUACCAGAUGAGUUGCAAGACUCGUUGCGAAGAUUGAAGCCGGAAGGAAAUUUGUUACAAGACCGAUUUCGAAAUCUGUUGGUCAAUGGAAAGGUCGAGAGCAGGAAGCCCGUGCUACAGCCCAAGAAGAAGAGAGUCAAGAUGACUGAGAAAUGGUCCUUCAAGGACUUUUCUGUACCUGUUCGAUAG